CGGAACUGCUGGGCUGAAUAAUAACUGCGACUGGAUUGUUAUAAAAACAAAAGUUCACCAAGUAGUUUUUUUUCUUCUAUUCUAACUUUUCUAUUCUAUUCGUCAACAAUCUGAAUAUCUACAUUUUUUUUUUCAUCGUCGACUUAGAUGUUGUUGCUGUCUCCGACUUGAUUUGUGACUUUAUAUCAAUGUAGUGUUAUCGGACGGACCGAUAUUUUUGUUCAGGUGGUCGACCACUGCCCCCUUUUCGGUUGUUUACUUUUGCCUGUUGCCUUCACAUCACCCGCUGUGUAUGAGUAACUUUCUGUUUACUAAUUCUAUGUGACAUUUGACGCUAUUCUAGCUACUACUAUGGCCGAGGCAGCCCAACAACCACAGCAGGUUGAGAUCGAUCCGGAUUUCGAGCCUCUCUCCCGGCCCCGCUCCUGCACGUGGCCCCUGCCGCGUCCGGAGUUCAUCACCCCGGGCGAUUCCAACACCUCCUCUCCCGCCCCUUCUGUCAAACAAGAACCCAGCAGCAACUCCGACUUCAUCUCCAGCCUCAGUUUAUUAGAAGAGACUGAAGACUACCCCGAAGAGGAUCAGAAACCCACCAUCCUCUGCAAUGAUUUCCAAUGUCAGGAAAAUUGCAUCCACGACCACCAGCAGCAUCAGCAGCAGCAGCACCCGGGGAACAGCCCCCAACUCCCGCAGCAACAGGUGCUUCUGCUCUCCUCCCCGGCCGGGUCUGCAUCUUCAGUAGCGGCUGCGGCCGCUGCAGCUGCCCAGAGGAAAAGCAGUUCAUCUCGGCGUAACGCCUGGGGCAAUAUGUCUUACGCAGACCUCAUAACUAAGGCUAUUGAGAGCACCCAGGACAAGAGGCUUACCUUGUCUCAGAUCUAUGACUGGAUGGUGAAGAACGUGCCUUAUUUCAAGGACAAGGGAGAUAGCAACAGCUCUGCUGGAUGGAAGGUAAGCUUUCAAUACAGUACAUUACAUCUGAUGAGAUUUGAGUUAUGAUUUAAGGGCUAUAAAAAAAAAAUUGAUAAGGAUAUGGAGAAAUGUACCUUUAAUUGCCUAUAUAUCAAAGUUGACGUUUUUCAUCAUUUUUAAAUGAUGAUAUUGUAACGACCCUGGGAUUGUAAGCGCA
Salvelinus sp. IW2-2015 is the source of this 1129-nucleotide messenger RNA. RefSeq names its product forkhead box protein O1-A-like. Gene Ontology annotation, biological process: regulation of transcription by RNA polymerase II. NCBI's taxonomy places the organism in Eukaryota, Metazoa, Chordata, Actinopteri, Salmoniformes, Salmonidae. The record is from RefSeq and is a predicted model, not a curated record. Gene Ontology annotation, cellular component: nucleus. Gene Ontology annotation, molecular function: DNA-binding transcription factor activity, RNA polymerase II-specific; RNA polymerase II cis-regulatory region sequence-specific DNA binding.